Solanum lycopersicum (tomato) is the source of this 1718-nucleotide messenger RNA. Its product is annotated as probable serine/threonine-protein kinase PIX13. NCBI's taxonomy places the organism in Eukaryota, Viridiplantae, Streptophyta, Magnoliopsida, Solanales, Solanaceae. Gene Ontology annotation, biological process: protein phosphorylation. The record is from RefSeq and is a predicted model, not a curated record. Gene Ontology annotation, molecular function: ATP binding; protein kinase activity.
UGUCAUUGACACCAUCACAUAAACUUCAACUAUCAGCUAAAUUAGGAAACCACACUGUAAAAUCCCAGCAAUUUACAGUUGAAAAUUUUGGCGCAUUAUAUCUUAUAAUAUAAUAUGAAGGAAUCAACAACAAUAUUAGUAGCUUUUCCCUAAAUUCCACCGCUUUUUGUCAAAAGUUUCAACUUUGCUCUAAAAAUCAAGAUUUCUCCUUUUGAAUGAUGGUAGCAAUUUAGUAUUGAGCUGAGAAUAAGAAGAAAGUGUAAAAAUUGAUGGGGAAUUGUUUUGGAUCAGAGAAUCUUGAUCCUAAUCCUAGUAACAAAAGCAACUCAUCAACUAGACCUUCUACCCCAGAUACAUCAAAGAACUACAGUGGUGGUGUUGGAUUUUCGACUAGUAGUAGUACUGGGCGUAGCCGUUUUUCAGCAGCUGCAAGCGAGGAUUCAUGUUCGAAUGGAGAAAUAUUGCCUACUCCAAAUUUGAAGACUUACAGUUUUUCUGAUCUGAAGGCUGCCACAAGAAAUUUCAAGUCUGAUACAGUUUUGGGGGUGGGAGGCUUUGGGACUGUAUUUAAAGGAUGGGUCGAUGAGAAGACGCUUACUCCAACUAAAGUUGGAACUGGGAUGGUUGUUGCCAUCAAGAAGUUGAACUCAGAGAGCAUGCAGGGAUUUGAAGAGUGGCAGGCAGAAGUUAACUUCUUAGGAAGGCUUUCACACCCAAACCUUGUUAAAUUGUUGGGAUAUUGUUGGGAAGACAAGGAACUGUUACUUGUAUAUGAAUUCAUGCCAAAGGGAAGCUUGGAGAACCAUCUUUUCAGAAGGAGCACAGCUAUUGAACCACUUUCUUGGGAGUUGCGGCUCAAAAUUGCCAUAGGAGCGGCACGAGGUUUAGCUUUUCUACAUUCUUCAGAAAAGCAGAUCAUUUACAGAGAUUUCAAGGCCUCCAAUAUACUUCUCGAUGGGAGUUACCAUGCAAAGUUAUCCGAUUUUGGCUUAGCUAAAGUUGGGCCUUCAGCUGGGAACUCACAUGUGACUACUCGUAUCAUGGGAACAUAUGGUUAUGCUGCUCCUGAAUACAUUGCAACAGGUCAUCUGUAUGUAAAAAGUGAUGUAUAUGGAUUUGGUGUUGUCUUGCUUGAGCUGUUAACAGGCUUACGAGCACUUGACACAAAACGACCUGGCGGACAGCAUAAUUUGGUGGACUGGAUGAAACCGAUGCUUUCUAACAAAAGGAAGCUGAAGUCCAUUAUGGACGCCCGAAUGGAAGGCCAAUAUAGUUCAAAGGCAGCAAUACUUACUGCUCAGCUUACUAUAAAAUGCCUAGAAGGAGAACCUAAGAAGAGGCCUUCUAUGAAAGAAGUAGUGGAAGUAUUGGAACAAGUUGAAUUGAUAAAGGAGAAAUCAAAACCUUCCAAAAGCAAAUCCGAGUCUUCAUCUCAUCGAUACAAGCAGUCACCGAGAAGUUAUCCUUCUCCACGUGGUGCAAGCAACCAUGGAUCCGGAGCCGGAUCUGGAAGAUGACAGGUACAACUGGAAAGGCAAACGCGAGCUGCUGAAAAAUGAGUUUGUUUAUACAUUUAAUUGUAUUGAAUUUGUUGUAGUCCAAUUUGGUUUAAUCAUUGUUUUGGAUUACAAAUUUUGUAAAAUUGUCUGUCACAUCUGUACUCCAUGGGAAUAAAUGUAUUUCUAUCGUUUAUAAGAAAACUGAUUUCAUUUGUGGAA